This is a messenger RNA of Oncorhynchus masou masou (cherry salmon), 4999 nucleotides long. RefSeq names its product SH3 domain-binding protein 5-like. The record is from RefSeq and is a predicted model, not a curated record. Gene Ontology annotation, biological process: negative regulation of protein tyrosine kinase activity; intracellular signal transduction. Gene Ontology annotation, molecular function: protein kinase inhibitor activity. The transcript has 9 exons. Gene Ontology annotation, cellular component: cytoplasm. The coding region runs from base 314 to 1594 and encodes 426 amino acids. Lineage: Eukaryota; Metazoa; Chordata; Actinopteri; Salmoniformes; Salmonidae.
CUCUCCCGGUCGCUGUCUCUGUCCGGGAAGGUUGCUUUCAGCAAAACCGCCUGUUGGGAUUCAUUUCAGUGGUGAGCUACAAACAGACACGCUUUCCUGCUGUUUUCUGUCUAUCCCGGACGUCUGCAGUAUAUUCGUGUGUUUGCGAGCCUGCUGUGUGUUUAUUCUAUUAUAACGGAAUACACUCGAAUCUUCUCCCUGUGAAGAAAGAGGCGGCGGACCGCCUGAACUCAAUUAGCCGCUAAAGUCUCAUCUCGGUGGGGGUCUUGUUUUGUGUUUAACGGAGGACCCUGGUUCUGAGAACCCCCACAAAAUGGAGAAGUUAGAGAAGGGAAUCAAGCCAGUGGAAGAGUGUGAAUCUCCCGAGGACGAAGUGGUUGACCCCCGGAUCCAGGGGGAGUUGGACAAGUUGAACCAGUCUACAGAGGACAUCAACCGCUGGGAGACGGAGCUGGAGGACUGCCGUCAGAGGUUCCGCGCGGUGCUGGUGGAAGCCACGGUGAAGCUGGAUGAGCAGGUGAAGAGGAUCGGCAGAGCUGUAGAAGACUCCAAACCUUACUGGGAGGCCAGGAGAGUGGCCAGACAGGCCCAGCUGGAGGCCCAGAGGGCGACAGGUGAGUUCCAGCGUGCGGUGGAGAUCCUGGGGGCGGCUAAAGAGACCAUCGCCCUGGCAGAGGAGAGACUCCUGGAGGAGGACAGCAGACAGUUUGACUCAGCCUGGCAGGAGAUGCUCAACCACGCCACCAACAGGGUGAUGGAGGCGGAGAUGACGAGGACUCGUAGCGAAUUAGAGCACAGAAAGACGGCGAACCACUACAACGCCUGCAUCAGUCAUAUGAGACAGCUCGAGAAGAAACUCAAACGCACCAUCAACAAGUCUAGGCCAUAUUUUGAACUGAAGGCGAAAUACUACCUAAAACUGGAGCAACUAAAACGUUGCGUAGACGAGCAUCAGGCAAAACUGACCGUCGCCAAGGCAGACUACCGCACAGCGCUGCGCAACCUAGAGACCAUCUCCGAGGAGAUCCACGCCCGGCGACGCUCCAUCCCUAUGGGAACCAGAGGGAGGGGCGUGGGGGCCGAGGGCGAGGGAGGCCAUGAGGACAUUACCAACUUCAAGAUGGAGUCAGACGGACUGUCCAUGGUGUCUGUGACGUUUGAUGAAGAAGGAGGAUCAGAGGAAGAGACAGAAUCACACUCCACUUCCGCUCCCCUCGACAUGACCUCCUCCUCCCAUCAUCCCUCCUCCUCCUUCUUCACCCCCUCUGCCUACCUCUCCUCUGCCCCCUCUCUCCUCUCCUCGUCCUGUCCCAGUACCAUGGAGGGACCCAGUCCUGGCGGCUGGCUAAGCCCAGAGUCGAGGUGUGGUUCAGGGCAUGACUGUCCUCACCUCGGCCCCCGUUCCCAGUGCAGUGGGGCCUCCUCCCCAGACCCAGACUGCGACCAAGAGAGAGGGGACAGAGCAGAGGGAGCAGAGCAGAAGUCAGGUCUGGGUAAGCUGACCCUGACCAUAACACACCCACUGCAUCCCGGGGAGGAUGACCCCAACGGGGACCCUAAGAUGACCUCUAGCCCCACACCCCACAACCCAUAGCCCCGCUCCCAUCAUCCUCCUGACCAACAGCGAAUAACGGACAGAAGACUUCACCUCUCACAUCGUAUCAUUGACUCAUGACCUUUAAACCUGAACUCUGAACUAUGAGGCUUUCUGUGGACUUAAGUGUUUAUGUUCACCCCAGAGGGAAAUCUGAAAUCAGCCCCUAUUCCAUACAUAGGAAAUAAGGAAUAGUGGAAAUCAGUGGAGGCUGGUGGGAGUAGCUAUAGGAGGAUGGGCUCGUUGUAAUGGCUGGAAUGGAAUGAAUGGAACAGAGUCAAACAUGUGGUUUUCAUGUUUGAUACCGUUCCAUUUCAUUCCAGCCAUUACAAUGAGCCCGUCCUCCUAUAGCUACUCCCACCAGCCUCCACUGGUGGAAAUAGGGUGCCAUUUUGGAUCUUGUCCAGAACUGAUCGGGAGGAAUCUGGAAGGGGAAGUCAACAUGAUGGAUACCUGGGGAUUGUGGGGGAGCAUCGCCAGCCCAGUCGGUGGUCAAACUCCUUAAAGGAUUCGAAGGAAGGGUGUGAAAGAGACAUUGCUAUGGUUACAUCCUGUCACAAAGGGCCACACAUCCUGUCACAAAGGGCCACACUUCCUGUCACAAAGGGUACACUUCCUGUCACAAAGGGUACACUUCCACACAUCCUGUCACAAAGGGUGCACUUCCACACAUCCUGUCACAAAGGGUACACUUCCUGUCACAAAGGGCCACACAUCCUGUCACAAAGGGUACACUUCCUGUCACAAAGGGAGCACUUCUACACAUGCUGUCACAAAGGGUGUACUUCUACACAUGCUGUCACAAAGGGUGUACUUCCACACAUCCUGUCACAAAGGGAGCACUUCUACACAUGCUGUCACAAAGGGUGUACUUCCACACAUGCUGUCACAAAGGGUGUACUUCCACACAUCCUGUCACAUAGGGUACACUUCCACACAUCCUGUCACUGACUUCAAAACAAUGGAUUGUGUAAACCGGAAGGGAGUUUCCACUAUUGUUAAUUGUUGGAAUAACCCUGGAGAGAGAUGUUGACUGUUGACUUGUGGUCUCAGUGGGGAUGUGAGGCAGAGGUUAAUGUGGUCUCAGUGGGGAUGUGAGGCAGAGGUUAAUGUGGUCUCAGUGGGGAUGUGAGGCAGAGGUUAAUGUGGUCUCAGUGGGGAUGUGAGGCAGAGGUUAAUGUGGUCUCAGUGGGGAUGUGAGGCAGAGGUUAAUGUGGUCUCAGUGGGGAUGUGAGGCAGAGGUUAAUGUGGUCUCAGUGGGGAUGUGAGGCAGAGGUUAAUGUGGUCUCAGUGAGGAUUCCCUAGAGGGGACAACAGAAGGACAGACACACUGUGACAUCACACCACUGAACCCUGGACUUAUGACCCUUGAUCCCACAGCACGUGUGGUUCCUCAAUUAAAAGUUUCAAGUUUAUGCCGGAACCUUUUGUGGUAGAUGGUGGCAGGUUGUGGUAAAUUGCAUCAUUCUGUCAUUGCACCACACUAUCACAAGGGGGAGUUAGAGUGCUGAUUUUGAUUUCUCUCCCUCUAAAAACAGAUAGAAAUAAUUCUAAAUAACAAACUGGCUUUAUUUACCACAGUGUGAAAGGCUGAUAGCCCCUCUAUAUAGAGUUUCUGAAACACAGAGUCCUUCUUUGCUGAUGUGAAGAAGAAACUGAAUGAAAGAGAGUCCAGUGAGGAUCGGGAGGGUAAAAGGUUUCCCAAGUCCUGAGCUAGUUUUUUCAUUAACCCUUAUUUUACCAGGGAAGUUGACUGAGAACACGUUCUCAUUUACAGCAACGACCUGAGGAAUAGUUACUGGGCAGAGGAAGGGAGGGAUUAAUGAGCAAAUUUUAAGGGACGUUCUCUUGAUAAGUGUGUGAAUUGGACCAUUUUCCUGUUAAAUAAAAGGGGUCCUGUGUGGCUCAGUCGGUAGAGCAUGGCGCUUGCAACGCCAAGCGCCGUGGGUUCGAUUCCCGCUGGGGCCACCCAUAUGUAAAAAGUAGUGGCCCCAGCCGACUUGUAAGUCGCUUUGGAUAAAAGCGUCUGCUAAAUGGGAUAUUUUUAUUUUUAUUUUUUUUUUUUCCUGUUAAAAUGUAACAAGUACAUUUGGGUAUUAGGUAGUAAAAAGUACAUUAUUUUCUUUAGGAAUGUAGUGAAGUAGAAGUAAAAGUUGGCAAAAAUAUAAAUUGUGAAAGUACAGACACCCAAUAAAACGACUUAGAACUUUAAAGUAUUUUUACUUAAGUACUUUACACCACUGUCUCUGACAUAGGGUCCAGUACAUCUCUUGAUUUCUUCCUCAAAGAACUCUCGAGCCAUGAUGCCUGAAUAAGGAGGCAACAGUGAAUUAUUGUGGAACACAUUACAGUCUGUAAGGUGUCGGCUAUAAUAUUUGAUGUAACUGUUUGCUUUGUAAAUAGCUAAACCUACCAUCAAAAAUCAAAUAUGGGCCUGGUCCCUGGCGAGAAAUUGCUCCCCACAAAUGGAGUUUGAGGGGAUGCUCGGGACUCGGCUUGCUUGAUCUUCUUCCUUUUUUCUGUAGCAAUUUUGAGGAAAUUGCUCAAGGGCCACGGUUGAUUAUUCCGUGAAGAUGACGUUAUUGAAUGCCUCGCCAGCUUCGAUCCAUGCCUGGGCCUGCAGCACACAACGUUCUUUGUUUGUCAGACAAUCAUUGGGUCGAAACUACAGAACAGAACAAAACAAAAGAACACACAUGGUUAAUGUUCUGUAAAUUUUCUUAUAUAUAUAUAUAUAUAUAUAUAUAUAUAUACAGUACCAGUCAAAAGUUUGGACACACCUUCUCGUUCAAGGGUUUUUCUUUAUUUGUACUAUUUUCUAUAUUGUAGAAUAAUAGUGAAGACAUAAAAACUUUGGGAUGAGUUGGAACGCAGAGUGAAGGAAAAGCAGCCAACAAGUGAUCAGCAUAUGUGGGAACUCCUUCAAGACUGUUGUAAAAUCAUUCCAGGUGAAGCAGGUUGAGAGAAUGCCAAGAGUUUGCAAAGCUGUCAUCAAGGCAAAUGGUGGCUACUUUAAAGAAUCUCAAAUAUAAAAUAUAUUUAGAUUUGUGUAACACUAUUUUGGUUACUACAUGAUUCCAUAUGUGUUAUUUCGUAGUUUUGAUGUCAUCACUAUUUUUCUACUAUGUAGAAAAUAGUUAAAAUAAAGAAAACCCUUGAAUGAGUAGGUGUGUCCAAACUUUUGACUGGUACUGUAUAUACAGUGGCAAGAAAAGUAUGUGAACCCUUUGGAAAUACCUGGAUUUCUGCAUAAAUUGGUCAUAAAAUGUGAUCUGAUCUUCAUCUAGGUCACAACAAUAGACAAACAAUCUGCUUAAGGGGGUUGAAUAAUUUUGCACGCCCAAUUUUUCAGUUUUUGAUUUGUUAAAAAAGUUUGAAAUAUCCAAUAAAUGUCGUUCCACUUCA